CAGUCAGCCACUCACUCUCUCUCUCUCUCUCUCUCUCUCUCACACACACGCACACACACACACAUGCACGCGCCUUUCUCGGUUUGAUUUCUCCGGCUCACUCUCCAGACGGCUCAGAUCUGAGCGGAAGGCCAGACAAGCUGUCAGUACAGCUCUCUCUCUCACACACACACACACAUACACACACGUGCGCGCGCUCCGGACAAGCUGUACAGCUCUCUCUCUCUCUCUCUCUCCCUCUCUCUCUCACACACAGACACACACACUCCAGACAAGCGUCAGUGCAGUGCAGACAAGCCUCAGUCACUCCAGCUCCGGCUUCAGGACAGGGGGGUUGGGACGGCCUCCGCGCGCUCGUGUACACUCACCCGAUUCCAGGGGCCCGCGUGCGCCUCAGAGAGGAGACCCUGGGGGGAAGGGGGACUGGCCCGUAGCUCCUGGGACGAGGACCGGAGAAGAGCGUCAUUCUUCUGCUCCGCGGUGGAUGAUCCACCAGGUCACAGGGAUGGCUCUGUCCUGGUGCCACUGCCUGGCCACUGCCCUCCUCUGUGGCCCGGUCUGGGCUCUGGCCCCUGAAAACGAGGUGCCCCUCAGGGCCACUUCCUGGUUACCUGACUCCCAGGUAACUUCCAUCCAUCUUCCCAAGGACCGGACCCGGAGGCUGUACUUCACCCUGAAGAAGAAGACCCCCAUGAUGUCUGUCACUGUGAGCCCCUGUGACGUACCCAUCGAGUGGACCCUGAGCGCUAGGACACUGAAGGACAAGCCCCUGAAGAACCUGCACUGGAGCUCAAAGAAGAGCAUGCCGGAGGUGUGGUGGAGGGGGCCCGGGAUGGAGGCGAAGAUGCACAGCUACACGGGCAACGCGGUGGAAACGUUCAGAGGCGCGGCCUACGCCCCGGCGUCCAUCUACAUCCUCAGGCUCAGAUCCCGGGGGCAGGACACCAGGGCGUCCGUGUACCUGCAGGAAGGGGCCGGGCCCCCGGGGGCCUUCCCGGAGCUGCCCCCCGACCCCCGCGUCCACACGGUGGGGGUGGGCAUGACCAGCGUCACCCUCAGCUGGUCGCCUAGCAACUCGGUCCUGAGGCUCCCGCCGGGCGGAAGCGGCUACCGGUACUGCGUGCUCGUCAACCGCAAGCACAACUACAGGAGCCUGUGCGCCGCGGAGGAGGCCGCCAAGGACAGGAAGAAGAGGGGGAAGAAGGUCACGGCGUGGCCCAUCCUCAAGGAGUGGUGGUGGCAGCAGUGGGACUCCUUCGAGGAAGGGGAGGAGGGCGCCCCCCUGCCGGACCCCCCCUCGGGGCUGCAGUGCGCGUGCGAAGGCGCGGAGAGCGUGUGCACGGUGUCCGAGCUCACCCCGGACACGCAGUUCUACUUCGACGUGUUCGCGAUGGACACGCGCAACGGCACCAGCUCGGCGUACACGGGCACCUUCGCCCGCACGCACGAGGAGGCCCGGCCCGCCGUGGCCCAGCUGAGGGAGGGCGAGCGCCGGUGGGUCCCGCUCCGGGGGGAGGGGCGGCAGGGCGGCCCCCUGUUCAGCUUCCACCCCCAGGGCUGGCAGCAGAGCGCCCUGCUCACCCUGCAGAGCUGCGGAGCUGAGGGCGUCCGGCUCACCGUCUCCAGCAAGGGGCAGGUCCUGGCCUCUCGGCCCGUCGGCUCGGAGGUGGCGCAGGUCUGGCUCCAGGGAAAGCCCUCCUACCUGAUACACCUGGAGGGCGGGACCCCCGCCCCGUCCGGCUCGGCCCCGCCCGGGCCCGCCGUCAAGCUGCAGGUCUCCUCCGCCUACCACCGGCAGGCCCCGCCCUCCCUCCCGCCCACCCUGCAGAUCAAGUCCUUCAACCGGCUGAGGGGCUGCCGGUCGGUGACGCUGGCCUGGCUGGGCACGGAGGAGAGGAGCCUGUACUGCGUUUACCGCCGCCAGCUGGGCGAGGGGGAGGGCGCCGCCGCGGACAGGUGCCUGGGGCCCGAGUCGCGCAGCGACGCCGAGAAGGUCCUCUGCAAGUACUUCCAGGAGCUGAACCCGCGCCGAGCCGUCACCACGGCCACCAUCGCGGGCCUGGAGCCCGGGGCGGCCUACGUGUUCGAUGUGUAUCUAAUGAGACGCUGGGGGAUCCCAAUCAAAUACCACAGCAAGACAGUGCGCACAAGGAAGGACUGCUGAGCGCCUCCCACCGCAGUCUCACCACACAACAGACUCAACAAGCAAAGCAAAGUCACGGAAGGGAGGAGACUGUUCUCGUAACUGUUUUCGUCUUUAUUUUUCUGACCCAGUUUCGGGCCUUUUCCCCCUCGCUGGUACUGACGGCAGAAGGAGCGGGGAGCCAGAGCGGCCGCCACGCCGCCACAGUGGACCGUCUGCUUUUUUUUUGUCGUUGUUAUUGGUGUGCGUUACUGUCGCAGUUCUUCAUGUUCACGCGCCACCUCUCUGAACUCACUGUUACUUAUUUCGUGCCUGAAUCCAACCAACAAAGAGAAAGUUAGAGCUGCUCAGAUCAAACACAGGAGUGCUAAAGUACAGUCUCAACCCGCGAUAAAACAGAAGGGAGCUGAUACGGGGGAGACCGUGUCACUGCAGACACGAGGCGUGAUUUUAUUACCACACGUGUCACGGAUGAACCAAGGUCGCCAUACAAAGCGAGACUGAUGCAGAGUUAUGACCCCUGUGGCAAGUCAGUACGUGUUCUCUGUUCUGCUUUAGCAUGUGGUAGAGCAGGAGGGACAAUCAUCAGCUUUGCUGCCAUUGAGAUCACUGUGUUACAUUUUAGUACGCCAAUAAAACCCAUCAUUUACAUUCCAACAUAUCGAACAAACGCAAUCAAGCUUUUAUAUCAAGUAAAUUAUAACAUUUACUGACAAAUAAGCUAAAGUCCUCUUCAUGGAUGAUAUUUCCUUUGUUUAAAUCUCAAUAUAAUGUUAAGAAACUUUGUAAAUAUAGGCUAUUAUAAAGAAAAUGUUACAUAAUGAAAAGCAGAUAGUAUGCUAUAUGAAAGACUAGUACAUUUGUACGUUAGAAAAUUGUAAUACAUCUCACCUUUUAAAUGUCAAAUAUAAAUAGGCAAAUAUAAAACACGAGUUCAAUGCAUGAUACUGUUACUGCUAUUAUGUCAACUUGUUCAGUAGUUGUCCCAACAUCUGUACUAGGAUGUUUCCAUGUGCUAUUUUCUUACUUAAAGUAAAGUACCUAAUGUUGUAAUGUCCCUUUACAUUUAUUAGUCAUUAUAAUUAUUUUUGUAGUUCUAGUUUUUUAUUAUGGCUUAAUUCAGGUUUUAUUAUUAUUUACCUGUAUCUGUGCCAUUUAAUUGCACAGAUUGUGUCUGUGUGUCUGUAAAGCCCCUUGGUCCUUCCUAUUAAAUAUAAAUAUAACAAA
Anguilla anguilla (European eel) is the source of this 3370-nucleotide messenger RNA. It is a transcript of the gene ndnfl, whose product is annotated as neuron-derived neurotrophic factor, like. NCBI's taxonomy places the organism in Eukaryota, Metazoa, Chordata, Actinopteri, Anguilliformes, Anguillidae. Gene Ontology annotation, molecular function: protein binding. Gene Ontology annotation, biological process: extracellular matrix organization. The transcript is spliced from 4 exons. The coding region runs from base 485 to 2164 and encodes 559 amino acids. The record is from RefSeq and is a predicted model, not a curated record.